Molecule: messenger RNA, 1245 nt
Organism: Acanthosepion pharaonis
Lineage: Eukaryota; Metazoa; Mollusca; Cephalopoda; Sepiida; Sepiidae
Source: the annotation of a GenBank genome assembly
AUGUCCUCCGAUGAAGCAUCGAAUUUUGAUUUUAUAAUAUCUAUCUAUCUAUCUAUCUAUUUCUAUCUAUCUAUCUAUCUAUCUAUUAUUUCUGUCUUUCUCUCUGGUGGGUUUGAUCAUGAUUUAUAUACUUUAAUUUAUAUAUAUUUUUUUUAUUUUUCAAAUCUAUCUAUUUAUCUAUCUAUCUAUCUAUCUAUCUAUCUAUCCUUUCUGUUCUUGCAAAAAGGUUUGAUAUUCAUAUAUAUUUUAUCCCUAUAUAUUCUUUACUUUUCAAAUCUAUCUAUCUAUCUAUCUAUCUAUCUAUCUAUCUAUUUGUAUCUAUCUAUUUAUUUCCUUUUAUCUAUCUAUUUAGCUAUCUAUCUAUCUAUCCUUUCUAUUGUGUAUUCAAAUCUAUCUAUCUAUUUCUAUCUAUCUAUCUAUCUAUCUAUCUAUCUUUUCUAUCUAUCUAUCUAUCUUUUCUCCUUCAACUUUGUCUGGGUUUUUAUCUGUUCAGAUAUAUUUGUUUUUUUAUCAAGAUAUACCUUUGUGACCAUUUCUAUCUAUCAUUCUAUCUAUCUUUCUAUCUAUUAUCUAUCUAUCUAUCUAUUCUAUCUAAUUUUCUCUCUGGGUUUGAUCAAAUAUAUACUUUAUCCCUAUAUACCUUUGUGCAUUCAUUUCAUCUAUCUAUCUAUCUAUCUAUCUAUCUAUUAUCUAUUUAUCUAUCUAUCCUUUCUGUCUUUCUUCUAUUUAUCACAUAUAUAUAAAAAUCUUUAUAUAUAUUUGUGUAUUAAAAUUCUUUAUCUAUCUAUCUAUCUAUCUAUUUCUAUCAUCUAUCUAUCUAUCUAUCUAUCCUUUCUAUAUUAUAAUGGAAAAGAUUUUUUAUAUACCUUUUUGUAUUCAAAUCUAUCUAUCUAUCUAUCUAUCUAUCUAUCUAUCUAUCUAUCUAUCUAUCUAAAAUCUAUCAUCUUUCUAUCUAUCUGUCUAUAUUUAUAUUUAUUUCUAUAUACAAAAACGUGUAUUCAAAAAAUAUCUAUAUAUAUAUUAAUUUAUUCAUUCAUAUAUCUAUAUAUCUAUCUAUCUAUCUAUCUAUCUAUCUAUCUAUCUAUCCUUUAUAUUUUUCUAAUGCAUGGGUUUGAUCAUUUUAUAUACUUUAUCCCUAUAUACCUUUUUGUAAAUUCUAUCUAUCUAUCUAUCUAUCUAUCUAUCUAUCUAUCUAUCUAUCUAUCUAUCUAUCUAUCUAUCCUUUCUUUCUUCUUUCUAAACUGA